CGUAGCCGAAAGGACCGGAUGUUGAUCCAAGAUCAAAUUCGCUCAUCGAUGUGAGCACCAGUGUUAACCUGGCAUCAAAUACCUCUCCAAACACCCAUGUCUGCUUUGGUUAAAGCAAUGUCGAAGUUUCGCUUGGCAGUGGUUCAGCUGCACGUCACCAAGGUGAAGGCUGACAAUCUGACCAAGGCUCGCAGGUUGAUCAAGGAGGCAGCCUCUCAGGGCGCCAAAGUGGUGGUUUUACCUGAGUGCUUCAAUUCCCCUUACGGAACUGGCUUUUUCCCCGAAUAUGCAGAGAAGAUCCCAGGAGAGUCCACCCAGGUGUUGUCGGAAGCAGCCAAGGAGAGUGGGGUGUAUCUGGUAGGAGGUUCCAUCCCAGAAGAGGAUGAGGGGAAGCUGUAUAACACCUGCGCAGUAUUCGGCCCUGAUGGAAGCUUGGUGCUCAAGCACAGAAAGAUUCACCUCUUCGACAUCGACGUUCCCGGGGAAAUCCGCUUCCAGGAGUCGGAGACGCUCAGCCCUGGAAGCAGCCUAUCGGUGUUUGACACGCCGUACUGUAAGGUCGGUGUUGGGAUCUGCUACGACAUUAGGUUUGCCGAGCUCGCACAGCUCUACGUUAAGAAAGGCUGUCAGCUGUUGGUAUAUCCCGGCGCCUUCAACAUGACUACAGGACCGGCUCAUUGGGAGCUGUUACAGAGGGGGAGGGCCGUUGAUAACCAGGUUUAUGUGGCCACUGCCUCUCCUGCUCGGGAUGAGUCGGCUUCUUAUGUAGCCUGGGGUCACAGCUCUGUGGUAAACCCGUGGGGUGAGGUGAUCAGUAAGGCUGGGUCAGAGGAGACCGUUGUUUACGCUGACAUCGACCUGCAGUACUUGGCGGACGUCCGUCAGCAGAUCCCCAUCACAGCCCAGCGCCGUGGCGAUCUGUACUCCGUCAACGCAGUGCAAGAGGGCUGAACCCAUGCCACGUUGUCAUGGAAACACUGAGGGCGGGGGAAGCUUGAUUAAUUAUGUCGACUUCAAUCAGAGGCCCUUAGUAGUUAGUUAAAGAUGUCAAGCUGCUUGUAUUGAAAGUUUUGCACUGUAACAUGUCCCCUUCAAGCAGAAAAUGGAGCAUUUUGUAUAUGAGCUUGGGUGCCACAGCAAGUAUCUGCUUACUGUUUGUCCUUUGAAUAUCAAUGAAUGAGCAGGACCAGAUUGACAGAACUUUUUAUAACACAACAGACGGCAACAGAGUACAGAGUAGAGGUCACAGAGAGGGGAGCCGAAAGGGGAACAAGCAAGUCCUGUGUUUUGAAAGCCUACAAUUCAAAUAAAAUAAAAAAUACACCGUC
Hypomesus transpacificus is the source of this 1328-nucleotide messenger RNA. RefSeq names its product nitrilase family, member 2 (gene nit2). Bases 97 to 951 code for a protein of 284 amino acids. The transcript has 10 exons. Gene Ontology annotation, biological process: L-glutamine metabolic process; oxaloacetate metabolic process. NCBI's taxonomy places the organism in Eukaryota, Metazoa, Chordata, Actinopteri, Osmeriformes, Osmeridae. Gene Ontology annotation, cellular component: mitochondrion. Gene Ontology annotation, molecular function: omega-amidase activity. The record is from RefSeq and is a predicted model, not a curated record.